Oreochromis aureus is the source of this 6524-nucleotide messenger RNA. RefSeq names its product E3 ubiquitin-protein ligase RNF43. Gene Ontology annotation, biological process: Wnt receptor catabolic process; ubiquitin-dependent protein catabolic process; regulation of DNA-templated transcription. Gene Ontology annotation, molecular function: frizzled binding; DNA-binding transcription factor activity; ubiquitin protein ligase activity. Lineage: Eukaryota; Metazoa; Chordata; Actinopteri; Cichliformes; Cichlidae. The record is from RefSeq and is a predicted model, not a curated record. The coding region runs from base 331 to 3822 and encodes 1163 amino acids. The transcript has 14 exons.
AUUUUGUAUCUUAUUUGUUUAUCAUGGAUAAUUAACCUGCUUUUGUCACUGCACUGUUGCUGUGCCACAUCCAACUUUGGAGAGGCUCAUCAUCUUGCGUCUUGUAUGAAGCUGCAAGUAAAUAAACUCAGAAAUAAACUCAGAUGAUGUGAAAUGGCCCAGUUUCGGCAUUGAAAUCUGAAAGGAUCCUGGUCUUUGUAGUCCCCCAAAAUUAAGCGUUGUUUAAAGAAACGGAGGGAUGUCACAUUGAACUCCAGCACCUCCACCAACGGCAGUGAACUUCCAACGGUUCCUAGUGCGACUUGGUGAUACAGCUGCACAGGCAGAGGCAUGGAAGUCGGUUUAAAUUCACUCCCGGACUCAAUCAACCCCAGCAAUUUUCCUGCUAAGCUGUGGCGUCUGGUGAACAACCCGGCCUACAACGCCAUCUGCUGGGACCGCCAGGGCGAGGUAAUUGUCAUUGACCAGCAGCUGUUCGAGAAGCAGAUCCUGUCUCCAAGUGCCAUCACAGCAGGCAGCGCCGACUCCUUCAAAACCACCAACUUCUCCAGCUUUGUCCGUCAGCUCAACUUGUACGGGUUCAAGAAGGCCAACCCUCAAAAGGAGCUGGACGGCAAGGAGUAUCAAAGCUUUUACAACCCCAACUUCAAGCGAGACCAGCCUGAACUCGUUGCGAGGCUGAGGAGGCUCACCGUGGACAAUAAGGCCAAGCUGCAAGCCGGUCUGAACAUAAAGUGCCGGUCCCCGAGCGGACAUCAGCGCCUGUAUCCGGAUGGAGACGACAGAGGAACAUCUAUGAGAAGAGUUUCUUCGGGAGGCUCUUUGCUGCUGAGCCCGACAAAUCAAAAGGCCACUCCUCCUUACUAUCCAAGUAAAACCCAAGCCUACACUGGGACCCCCAUCCCACCACGAUUCCUGAUGAGGGCUGCGGCUCUUCCUUCUACUUUGUUUUCCUCAGGCAAAGAGCUACCAGUACCCUUAAACCGCUCUUACUCUGGAGUAAACUCAAGCUCCAAUGCUGUGCACAUUCAGCAGAAUUUCUUGGCCCACGCAAACCAUGGAAGUCCAAAUUUCACCAGUUAUAGUCCUUGUAAUGCUCAGUACCGGCCUGGCUACUAUUCCCCACUUGGUCAUUGCUACCAUCCCAAUCUUGUGGCCCCUCAUAUGGCAGAUGGUGGCCUUAAGACAGGCUUAUUCUCGCCUCAGAGUUAUUAUCAGGCAGGAUAUCCUGUCGGUAUGUUGUGUUUCCAAGACAAUAACCAAUGCCUGCAGAAAAAUGAGAAGCAGGAGGUGAAAAACUGUGAAAUCAACUUGGAGGCAAUUUUUAAGAUCGCAGAUGAGGUCAUGCAGACUCCACCCAAUACCUGCCUGGUUAAAGUUGAGCCCCAAGAUGAGGUGGUCCCUGAGCUAGAGUCUUCAUCCAACACCCGUGACAGCCCACUGUGUGACAGCAACGGUGUCAUCAGGUCUAUCCCUUUCUCUGCUGGACCCAUCAUAGUGUCUGCAUCGAGCAUUGCUCCUCUAGUUCCAUACAAAGAGCAGUGUGUGGAGUCUGUACCAGAGGAAAUGCCUGAGAAUGCUAUCAUUGAGUAUCAUCCUCUGUCUCUUUGCAAUACAAGUGAGGAUGAACGACAAGAGAGUGACUUCAUCACCAUCGUCAAACUGGAGCACAGGGUACAUCACUGUCUGCCACUGCCCGACAAGGCUCGCAUGGCACUGGAUAAAGGAGCUCAAGCGGUGAUCUUUGAUAUCAGAAACGAUGCCAGUGCUGCUGCUGAGCUGCAAGAAGUAGACUCCCUUCCCCGUCCAGUUGUGCUGGUGGAGGAUAAUAAUGCUAAGGAGCUGAUGGAUUUGGUCAACAAGAACGAGGAAGCCAAAGUUGUCAUUGAGAUCAAGAUGGAGCCAAAAUGGCCACAUUAUGAUGUCGGUAUCCUGCUCACCAUUGUCCUGGCUAUUCUCACCAUCGUCCUGAUCUUUGCUUUCCGCUACAAGUGCAAGUCCAACAGAACUUUGGACUCCGUCCAUCAGCAGACCAUGCGGGCUAUUAGUCGACUGGAGAUCAAAAUCUACAGCUCUCAGGGCUGCUCAGGCUCGCAGCGCCACCGUGCAGCCUGGGGUUCGGCCAGCAGCUCCAACUCGAGCCCCGUCUGUGCCAUCUGCCUGGAAGAGUUCCAGGACGGGCAGCUUCUGAGGAUCAUCUCCUGUGCUCACGAGUUCCAUAAAGACUGUGUUGACCCGUGGUUGCUGCAGCACCGCACCUGCCCGCUCUGCAUGCACAACAUCAUGGGGCCAGAGCGGCAGUCCCAGAGGAACAGACUCCAGCAGAACGCAGAGCAAAGCCAGAGCUUCUUACAUCCUCAGCCUUACAGCAGUCCCCACAACCAUCUCUUCCCCCAGCAUGCUAUCCCCUUCUCUAUGAGGCCCCACUAUCCUCGUGGACCCUCUGGACCUUAUCACAAUCUGGGCCACUAUAGUGGCUCCUCUCCCAUGGAGACUCAGACUGUACGUUUCCUCACCAGCAGGCCGUUGGGCUCAGCCUGCGGGUACCACCUUCCCGCGGAAGUUCCCGGGAGGCCCCACAGGAUUGGCGGUAACUGUAGGACCUCCACCCACCACUUCACCCCCCGCCGGUCCUGCUAUAAUUACCGCUCAUCCUGCCCAGGCCAGCGCAGCGCAUCCAACUCAAGACUGCAUCACACGGUCUCGCUCACGCCACAGACCCGUGGAGCACCUGCCCACAGCCGGCAGGACGAGGGAAGCUGCUCGGGUGGCAGCUACCGCACGGAGCGCAGCGGAUACUUAGCUGACGGACCAGCGAGCGACUCCAGCUCAGGGCCGUGCCACGGCUCAUCCAGUGACUCAGUUCUCAACUGUACUGAUGUGUCCCUGCAGGGAGUUUAUGGCAGCUGGUCCACCUUCCGUAGCUCUCUGAGCAGUGACUAUGACCCGUUUGUUUAUUGUGGACCAGGUCCUGGACAUGCGCCCCGCAGGAACAGCCUGGAGGCUGGUGCCCAGGCCCGGCCCAGGUCCCUGGAUUCUGUGGUGAACAAAGCGGGCUGCCCUGAAGAACAGCCACAGACUGUAUUCAGCCACAUUCACUACCACCGUCACAGACACCACCACUAUGAGGAGGGGGAGCACAGCCAGGGCGCCAGCAGAGGUUCAGACGAGGAGCAGGGGGCUGCUGCUGCCACAGCUGCACCUGCUGCUCCUGUCCCUGACAAAGACUCAACCGUGUCCCCUCCUAAGCACAACCCCUGCUACUGCCCCAAAGCAAACUCCACCGAUCGGCCUAGCCCAGGGUCUGAGUGUCCAGACCACGACGCCGGCAGCACCGCAGGACCUCCUGUGCUUAUGUCCCCAAUCCCCUUACAGCUCCAGCCCCACUGCUGCCACCAGGGACACGGACACCCUCCCUCUCCUCUCGGGAGAGUGGGAGGAUGUGUGCUUGAAGGACCCUCUGUUCGCUUCCAUCAGAAUAUGGAUCUGCAGGAUGACCGCAGCAUCCACAUCCACUAUGGUCAGGGCCCGGGCUUCUGCUGCUCUCCUCCCGAGCUGCACCCCACCUUGCUCCCUGUGCCCCUCAUUCUGGACUCUGGUGGGAUGGAGGACUGGCCUUGCUGUGCCGGGGCCCAUAUUGUGUGGCAAAAACGGGUGCAGCAGGCCCACUCAGAGCCUCAGCUCCUGGGGCCUGGGACCUCUAUGGACAGGCCACCCUGUAGGUUCCAUCAGGGGCCUGCUGCUGAGUGCAACACAGACAUUUGUUUAUAUUGCCAAUCAUUACAACACAAUCAGGGAUCAGAAGAGGAGUCUGGAGUGUGAGAACGUAUUGCAUCCCCAUUAUCACACUGCUACACAGGAGCCAGACUGGACAAGCCUGUCAUUGGCUCUCAUGUCUUCCAUAGAUGUCUUUCCACCAGCAGUGCCUUCACAAAGAUGAUUCCCCAAGCUCAAAUGAUCAAACGAUUGUCACUAUUAAAAGUGAAAUUAAGUGAAAUUUUAGAGUCAUUCUCAACCCUCUAUGAUAUUUAAUAUCAAAAUAUACUAAAAGGAAUAUGUGAAGAUGAGGAAAAAAAGUUCAUAUAGCACAGAGGAAAAGCCCUUCUUCUGUGCAUUUACUCCUCAUCACCUCGCAGGAUGAACGCCCAUGCUAUCACAAGUUCCCACGCUCCUUGGUGACAGCUAUCGAAUGGUCCUUGCUGAGGGUGUUGAGCCCUCGUGAAGUGAGACUCUGUCUCUGCAGCGCAUCCCAAACUCUCUUCUCUCACAUAAUAACUUGAUUUAUCUUAGAGGUACUUCAUUUUCACUUCUUCGUCUUCCUUCGCUGAGUCCAGUCUCAGCUUGAGAGAUGCUUUUCUCUCCAGCCUACCUCAGCUCAGAUUUCUUAACACGCCUCAAACACGAGGUCCCUAAAGGUACUGCUGUAGUGAUUUUAUUUUUCCUUUUUAUGUCACGACCAUGUAGCUCCCACAAACUCAAAAAAAUCUCUCUGCAGUCUGACCUGUCCAAACGGAGAGGAAAGGUUGAUGCUCAGCCCCUCAAGCAAAUGAGCAUUCACUGAGGUUGCUGAGCUUUGCAUGGGCCUUUUGUUUUCACUAUUACAAAUAUGGCAGCUGUUUUUUUUUUCUUCUUUUUAUUUCAUCUGUCAAAAUGAAUCGAUUUGACUGAAUUAUGUUAUCGUCAUUACAAGCUAUCAUCUUGGUAUUGUCAUUUCUUUUGCCAGUGGUUACAUCACAUGUUUGACCUCAGUGCUGUUAAACCCCCUGAUCUGUGCACAGUGAACGGGCCUCAGCAGAAGGACGGUCCUCUGCUGCUUUAAACUUAUCACAAUGUUGUAGCGUCCUCCACCGAGCUCAUACUCUCCCCUUGUCUUCCAGCACCUAAAGCUUUAGAAAUAUGCCUUAAUAACUAGGUAUCAGUGUAACUGGAGUAAAGCCAUGCUAGAUACACCUAGCAGUCCUGAACAUCACUUUAAGGAGCACCAGUGUACUUCUUUUGCUUUCCCAAUGUGUAGAUCCCGAGGGAUGUCUCAGGAGCAAUCAGACACUGGAGAAAAAAAUAAAAAUAAAAUAGGAAGAUUUUGUCCUAGUUACAGUAAUGCUACCCAAAGCGGUAAAACAAAAUCUUUUGUUGUGUUAAAUGUCCGUUGCCAGUCUGUGCCAAUCAUGAAGAAAGUGCCACCUCAAAUCAUAAGACAUUCACGCUGUGCUGAACACUUGAUAGAAUAAACUUUUAAACCUUUGUUACCUUGGUUUCCCAUCUAUCCUCCACAGGCUGUAUCUAAAAAAUGGACAUUGCCCAUGUGGAAGUGCCUUAAACCUUUUUGUAAUUGCCACACAUCCAUCUUUUAUAUAAAGCCUAUUCUAGCCACUCUGAUAGAUAACAGUUGGCCUGACGCUGCCAAAAACGAUGAUCUGCUUUUCUAAUUAACCACAGGCUUCUUUUUGUUGUACCAGACUAGAAGAUCAGAGAUCAGAGCAGUAGGAAUUCUGUUUUAGAGUGGAAUUCCUCUCAAGGCUCAGCGAAAAUGUGAAAGGAUUUUACCUGCAGUCAGACUGCAGACUGAGCAGAGAAAGCAUGGACAUUGGCCAUGUAACCAGUAGCACUUACUAAACUCUUACAGGUGCCUUAUUCAUGUAAACAGGAACACACUAAGCUCUUACCUGUCUAACCAAAGAGGCAACUUCUUGAACACAGUGAACUCUUAAUAUGUUGUGCCGUUCUUUUCUUCUUUUUUUUCCUGCUCCCACCCAUCUUUUGGAUCCCACUGUGUGCUCCCGCUGACAAGAGAGGACAUGCUAGAAUUGAAGUGGAAAUUAUUUUUGGAAGCUUUUUUUUGCCUGCGGUCCCUCGUACCAAUACCUCACUUUAAAUGUGUCAACUCAGUGUCCUUUAGCUAAAGCAUCAGGGUUUCCUUUUUCUGUCCAAAUGGUCCCAGAGACUGAGAUGGAAAUGACUGAAUGACAAGCAGCACUUUGGCUCAAGUAAAUUUUAUAGAAAAAGAAAAAAAAAACACAUAAAACUUUAGAUAGUAUUAAUGGAAAGUAAGCCCGGAACCAUCAGCACAUGGAAAAAAAUUGCAUUAAGUGAUGCCACACAAUAUCUAGUGCGAUUUCAUCCUGUUCAAGAUCUUUCUCUUUGUGUCAUUUAUGUGUUUGUAUGUUUUUUUAUGUUUUGCAAGAAUAAUGAGCUGAAACUGCCUUUUCUAAUAGAGUGGAAAAAAAAGAAAGUCCCUCCAGAACUUUAAGGGAUAUGUCAGUAUAUUUUGGAUACUUUGUGUAUAAAAAGCGAACAACAAAAACAAAAAUGAAAUAGUGUUGUAUUUUAUAUAUAAUAGAACAUUUCAAUAUAGUGACAUGUCACUAAUAUAUUUAUUUACUAAUAUAUUUAUCCAUUUUGCCCAGGUUUGAAAGAGUGGUUUCUGUAUAGACUGAAUGUUUCUAUAUGGAAACUGACCAGUGCCAUCACAGAUGUAUCAACCUGUCUUCAUUCCAAUUAUAUGCAAAUAAAUUAUUUUGAAAUAA